Molecule: messenger RNA, 951 nt
Organism: Pisolithus orientalis
Lineage: Eukaryota; Fungi; Basidiomycota; Agaricomycetes; Boletales; Pisolithaceae
Exons: 1
Coding region: 68-685 (205 amino acids)
Source: RefSeq, a predicted model, not a curated record
UUUAUCCCCGCACUCAGAAACUUAAAUAGACAGACCCGCAAUCGACCCAUUCUGCCAGCGGACAAUCAUGGUCAUGUCUUCCAUCGCUGCAGCCAGAGCUUUUAGGGUGACCUGCCACCGUCAGCCAUCCUCCCUGCGCGCAUUCCAUUCGCCCUUCGUUGCACUCAAAGCAACCGAGAGCCCCCUGACAUCUGCUCCAGCUCCAUCUGCGACGCUCUCACCAAUAAGCGCGCCCUUAUCGUCGUACGAGAAACAGGAAGAUCAUUACACCUCUGAACCACACAUUUCUUCUUCCGGAACGCGUAUGUAUGUCGUAUCCGAGCCCGACCCUUUAAACACUGCAUACGAGGUUCCCUAUGGUGCUUACCCCACUACUGCGCCCUACGCCAACUACCCGCUCGCGGAUGGACCCCCGAAUCCAGAGGGUAAACACAGCUCUACGAGUUCGACCCUUCCCCACCCUCAUACUACAAGCGCCCAUGCCGUUCCGCAGAACAAAUCUGGCAUCGGCGAGAGUGCUGCCUUGAGAAAUGCAGAGGCACCAGGUGAAAUGGGUAGGAGGGGUGGCAGCUACGGUGGGUUGGGAUUGAUGGACGAGAAGACGACCACCAGGAGGACUCGUGGCAUCGAAUUUGGAGAAAAAAAGAACGAACAGUCGUUUCGUACCUUGAAGGAAAACAAAUGACGUAAAGACAUUACUCUCUUCCUUCGGUUCGGUGCUUUGUUCUGCUCGUUCUCCGUUUUUGCCUUCAUCAUGUUCUGACUUGCUUUCUUCGCCUUCGAAUAUGCGUACGCAUCUUCGAGUAAUUAAGUGCUUUCUGUGUUCAUAUCGUCCCGUAUUGCUUGGAUUUCCUGUAUUAUGUUUGCCCUUCCACAGCUGUCUCGUAGGCCUUUCUAAUAGGCCUACGUUGACCUGACACUGGUCGCCUCCUUUGAUGCCUUGGUAUUUAC